Molecule: messenger RNA, 2885 nt
Organism: Papaver somniferum (opium poppy)
Lineage: Eukaryota; Viridiplantae; Streptophyta; Magnoliopsida; Ranunculales; Papaveraceae
Product: pre-mRNA-processing factor 39-like
Exons: 14
Coding region: 270-2648 (792 amino acids)
Biological process (GO): RNA processing; mRNA 5'-splice site recognition
Cellular component (GO): U1 snRNP; commitment complex; U2-type prespliceosome
Molecular function (GO): protein binding
Source: RefSeq, a predicted model, not a curated record
UCCAGCUUCCCAGGCAAACAACAUCCUCCUCCUCCUCUCCCUCCCUACUGAAAAUAUAAGGAAGUGGAUUGUCUGUCCCUUGAGUUUGAGUUGAGUUCUCUCUUCCUUUCUACCACCACAGCCAGUGCCUCUCUACUUCCGUUUCUACUAUAAAAAUCGAGUAAACACCACUGCUGGUGCUUCCAUCUAAGGAUCAAUAGUAAUCUUCUGUUCCUGUAUUCUUCUUCAUCGUCUUUGUUUUGCUUCAUCAGUUAUCUUGAACUACAGUAAUGGGAGAUAGUGAAACUCUAGUUACUCCGGCCUCUGCUGAUAUGGAGUACCCAUCUGGUGAUUACAAGCACGUGGCCUCAAAUGCCAUGGAUCAGAAUAUAGGUGAUCAAACUACGUACACUGCAGAUCCCAAUAUAAUUAUGCAUGAAGCACCCACUACCUCAGCAGAAGAUGGUGGUAAAACCAUAGAUGUUACCCAGGAAAACUUGCAAGCUGGAGUUUAUGAUUCUUCUGUAAACGGCAAUGGAACAACUAAUCACGACGCCAAUGGAAACGUUCAACAUGCAUCUGGAGAGGCUGUUGGCGAGCAACCGUUGGAGGCUGAUUCUGUUUCUACUGCAGAAGAGCGACUGUGGAGCAUAGUCAAGUCCAACUCAUUAGAUUUCAAUGCUUGGACUGCACUAAUUGAAGAGACAGAGAAGGUGGCAGAGGACAAUAUAUCAAAAAUCGAGAAAGUUUAUGAUGCAUUUUUAGCCGAAUUCCCCUUGUGUUAUGGUUACUGGAAGAAGUACGCAGACCAUGAGGCACGCCUGGCCUCUGUCGACAAAGUCGUGGAGGUGUAUGAGCGGGCAGUUGUAUCCGUGACCUAUUCUGUAGACAUUUGGUUGCAUUAUUGUGUGUUUUCCAUGUCGUCGAAUUAUGAAGAUCCUGAGACUGUUCGAAGGCUGUUCGAUAGGGGUUUGGCUUAUGUCGGGACUGAUUAUCUGUCAUAUCCUCUUUGGGAUAAAUUUAUCGAGUAUGAAUAUUCGCAGCAGGAGUGGGGUCGCCUUGCUACGAUUUACACAAAAAUUCUGGAAAGUCCUAAUCAACAACUUGAUCGCUAUUUCACCAGCUUCAAGGAGUUGGCUGGAAGUAGGCCUUUAUCAGAAAUUAGGACCGCUGAGGAAGUUUCUGCUGCUGAAGCUAGUGGCCAGGGCAUUGAAAGCGAGGUUAACCCUGAUGAUCCAGAAAAUUCUCUUAAACCUGUUAGUGCUGGCUUAACAGAAGCAGAGGAGUUGGAGAAGUAUGUCGCCGUUAGGGAAGAGAUGUACAAGAAAGCUAAAGAGUUUGACUCCAAGAUCGUUGGUUUUGAAACAGAUAUUAGGAGGCCUUACUUCCAUGUGCGCCCUCUCAAUGGCCCGGAGCUUGAGAAUUGGCAUAACUAUCUUGACUUUAUAGAAGGAGAAGACGACUUUAACAAGGUUGUCAAGUUAUAUGAAAGAUGCCUAAUUGCGUGCGCCAACUAUCCUGAGUUCUGGAUACGGUAUGUACUAAGCAUGGAAGCUAAAGGAAGCAUGGAUCUUGCGAAUAAUGCUCUUGCUCGUGCUACUCAAGUCUUUGUCAAGAGACAGCCAGAAAUUCAUCUUUUUGCGGCUAGACUCAGAGAGCAGAGUGGGGAUAUUCAGGAAGCUCGUGCUGCAUAUCAACUUGUGCAUUCUGGAAUCUCACCCGGUUUACUAGAUGCAAUUAAUAAGCAUGCCAACAUGGAACAUCGACUAGGUAAUACGGAAGAGGCUUUUUCAUUGUACGAGCAGGCUAUUGCCACUGAAAAAGGGAAAGAGCAGUCUCAAAUAUUGCCUAUGCUGUUUGUUCAGUAUUCACGUUUUUUGUACCUGGUUGCUGGUGAGGUGGAUAAAUCUAGAGAAGUUCUUAUUGGGGCUCUAGAGCACAUAAAAUUGUCGAAAUCAAUAUUGGAGGCCUUUAUACUUUUCGAAUCGAUUCAGUCAGUUCCGAAGAGGAUAGAUUAUCUAGAUUCGUUGGUAGAGAAGUACAUAAUGCCUAGCCCUGAUAAUAAUAAUGGCGCAAGUACCACUGACAGAGAAGAAAUAUCUAGCAUAUUUACAGAGUUUCUGGGUCUUUUUGGAGACACACAGUCAAUCAAGAAGGCUGAGGAUCGACAUUCAAAGCUCUUUCUAUGUCACAGGAGCACUACCGAAUCGAGAAAACGGUCUGCUGAAGAUCUUUUAGCAUCAGAUAAAGCAAAACUGGUUAAGUCAUAUGGGGGUCCUCCUUCACCAGCUCCAUCUGCGAUGGGUGCAUAUCCGGCAGCGCAAAACGUGUGGCCUGCAGGUUAUGGAUCUCAACCACAGGCUUGGAACCAGGCUUCACAAGCACAGGGACAACAAUGGAACUCUGGCUACACUCAACAGGCUGGGUAUGCCGGAUAUAGUAGUUAUGGAGGCGGUUAUGCUCAACCUCAGGUGCCUGCCCCAGCACCUCAAAGUGCUGCAGCCUAUGGUGCUUAUACUCCUGCUCCAACAUAUCCAACUCAGGCUUAUGGGCAACAACCUUAUGCACAGCCAGUGGCGUCUGCAGCAGCAGCAGUUGUUCCAACUCACCCACAGGCUCCAGUCCCUCAGGCUGCGGGAGCACCUUACUAUAGCGGAAGUUACUAUUGAGAUGAGCAAAAUUGAUUGCAUCACCCCAAUUUUGCCACUGUAGUCUGUCUCAACUUUCCCUUGUUUUUUUGUUCUUCCGUCCUUGUAUUAUUAUUAAGGUCAACCGCAUGUGGGUUGUAGAUCUUGUUUGCAGUGCCAAUACCUUUUAUUUCUAGUGCUGGUACUAUUCUGUUUUUUUUUUUUGAAACUGAAGAUUGAAUUGAUUAUAGAGAAUUUAUUACAUAGCUUUUAUCCUCC